Messenger RNA from Salarias fasciatus (jewelled blenny), 4789 nucleotides. RefSeq names its product EFR3 homolog Bb (S. cerevisiae) (gene efr3bb). The transcript has 23 exons. Gene Ontology annotation, biological process: protein localization to plasma membrane. The record is from RefSeq and is a predicted model, not a curated record. The coding region runs from base 1 to 2532 and encodes 843 amino acids. Gene Ontology annotation, cellular component: plasma membrane. NCBI's taxonomy places the organism in Eukaryota, Metazoa, Chordata, Actinopteri, Blenniiformes, Blenniidae.
AUGCCCUUGCCUGCGCCUGAUGUCCCGGCCUCUCAGAGGCUGGCACUGGACUGCCGUACCCUUUUGGACCAUCGUGUUGGCAAGGGGGUUUGUGGUUGUUGCGGGGCACUCAGGCCUCGGUACAAGAGACUGGUAGACAACAUCUUCCCAGAAGAUCCAGAGGAUGGACUGGUGAAGGCCAACAUGGAGAAGCUGACAUUCUACGCCCUGUCAGCCCCGGAGAAGCUGGACCGUAUCGGAGGAUACCUGUCUGAGAGACUGUCGAGGGAUGUUGCACGGCAUAGAUAUGGGUAUGUGUGUAUAGCCAUGGAGGCCCUGGACCAGCUUCUGAUGGCCUGUCACUGCCAGAGUAUCAACCUGUUUGUGGAGAGCUUUUUGAAGAUGGUGCGAAAGCUGCUGGAAUCAGACAAGCCGAGCCUGCAGAUCCUCGGAACCAACUCUUUUGUAAAGUUUGCCAACAUAGAGGAGGAUACGCCAUCCUACCACCGCAGUUACGAUUUCUUUGUGUCACGCUUCAGUGAGAUGUGCCAUUCAAGUUACGAGGACCCUGACAUCCGCACUAAAAUCCGCAUGGCAGGCAUUAAAGGUCUGCAGGGUGUCGUCAGGAAGACUGUCAAUGACGAGCUGCAGGCCAACAUCUGGGACCCUCAGCACAUGGACAAAAUUGUCCCCUCGCUACUUUUCAACCUGCAGAGUGGCGAGCGAACGGAGAGCCGCUCGCCGUCUCCGCUCCAGGCGUCGGAGAAGGAGAAGGAAAGCCCGGUGGAGCUGACGGAGCGCUGCUUCAGGGAGCUGCUGGGACGAGCCGCCUACGGCAACAUCAAGAACGCCGUCACGCCCGUGCUGAUGCACUUAGAUAACCACUCUCUAUGGGAGGGCAAGUCUUUCGCCGUGCGUUGCUUCAAAAUCAUCAUGUACUCCAUCCAGUCCCAACACUCUCACUUGGUAAUCCAGCAACUUCUUGGCCACCUGGACGCCAACAGCAAGAACUCUGCCACAGUUCGGGCUGGGAUUGUGGAAGUCUUACUGGAGGCAGCUGCCAUUGCCGCUAGUGGCUCUGUCGGCCCCACGGUGUUGGAGGUGUUCAACACUCUGCUGCGGCAGCUCCGUCUGAGCGUGGACUACGAGUUGACCGGCUCCUACGACGGCAGCACCAACAUCGGCACGAAGAUCAUCAAAGCUCACGAGGAGAGGCAGCUGCAGGAGGCCGUCAUCAGGACCAUCGGUUCAUUUGCCAACACUCUACCAACCUACCAGAGGUCAGAGGUCAUGUUCUUCAUCAUGGGCAAGAUCUCUGUCCCCGGAGUUCACCUUGCUCUGCCCUCCACUAGCUCUGGACCUGAGGGCACCAGAAUGAUCCAGGUUAUGUUGCUCAAGUCGUUGGUGCAGGUGACCGCAGGUUACCAGACCACCAACAUGCUGACAGCACUGCCCACCUCCUUCCUGGAGCCGCUGCUGUCGCUCUCUUUAACCGAGGAUCCAGAAGUCCGCCUCCUGGUGCUGCAGAUCCUCCUCAGUCUCAUCGACCGCCACGAGAACCGGCCCAAGUUUUCCAACAUAAGCAGCAUCUCUGACAUCUCCGUGCUGAAGCUCAAAGUUGACAAGUGUUCCAGACAGGACAAUUUAUUCAUGAAGAAGCACGGCCAGCAGCUGUACAGACACAUCUACCUGGGCUGCAAGGAGCAGAGCAGCGGCCGGCAGCACUACGAGAGCCUCUUCGCCCUGCUGGGUCUCCUCAGCGUGGAGCUGGCCAAUGAGGAGGUGGUGGUGGACCUCAUCCGGCUCACACUCGCCUUGCAGGACCUUGCUCUGUCCACCGAUGAGGGUCUGCCUGUUUAUAACCGCUGUGCUGUGCACGCUCUUGCCGCUGCCUACCUCAACCUCAUCUGUCAGCUCACCACCGUCCCCGCCUUCUGCCAGCACAUACACGAGGUUAUUGAGGUGAGACAGAAAGAGAUCCCUCACCUUCUGCCUGAAGAUGUUUUUGUGGAUAAUCCCAAGCUGCCUUCCUCGCUGGAGAAGGUGGAAGGAGAUGUUUUAUUCCUGCAGUCAAAGAUUACCGAGGUGCUGGGAGGAAGCGGUUACAACACGGAGAGACUGGCGACGCCUUACGUUCCGCAGUUCACAGAUGAGGACCGCCUUUCCAAAAGGAAGAGCAUCGGAGAGACCAUCUCGCUUCAGGUGGAGGUGGAGUCCCGGAACAGCCCUGAAAAAGAGGAGAGGACACCAGCGGAGGAGAUAACAUUUGAAACCCUUAAAAAUGCCAUCGUGGACAGUGUUGGUAUGGAGGAGCAGGAGAGGGAGCGCAGGCGGCAGGUGGUGGAGAAGUUCCAGAAAGCCCCCUUCGAGGAGAUAGCUGCCCACUGUGGCGCCAGGGCCACACUACUGCAGAGCAAACUGAACCAGAUCUUUGAGAUUACAAUCAGACCCCCACCCAGCCCGUCUGGAACCAUCUCCUCAGGUUACGGCCAAAGCCAAAACCGAUCCGUACCGAUUUACGAGAUGAAGUUUCCCGACCUUUGUGUGUACUAAGCAAGAGCAUCGCACCGACGCACCUGUCUCCACCUGUGAGGAUUCUCGCUGUAAGAAUGACCUGAAACGUGGAAUUAGACGACCCCAGCGCAUGUGGGUCAAACUGCAACUGAAGAGCAAGCGAGCGGACUGAGAUUUCCUUUAAUCCUUUGAUCGCAGCCAAAACAAGCCAACUAUUGUCAAAUAAUUGCAGCAAGUAGAACAAACUAGUUUCCCCUGAUAUCUGGAGAAGCUACCGGUCGGGUUUUCUACGUAGAAAUGGCCAUGCAGUCCAGUCAUGCUAUCUUACAUUACUAUUAAAAUAACAGAAUUCAUUUCAUUGUCAUUGGCUGUGGAAAGAGCUCAGUCAUUGCAUGCAGUUCUAAUUAGGAACAUUCGACGGCGCGUCCAAGUCUUGGAUGUCUUUCUUCAUCAACUAAGUCAACACAUCUCACUUUUCAUGGUGUUGUAGUAUUUUUUUUUUUAAUUGAUUUUACCGACCAAGAAAAGUGUUUUGAAUUUACAAGCAUUUUUAACUUAUUUCCAGUGCAUUCUUGUGUCAUUUGAUGGAUUAGUCCGAUCUCAUUCCUUUUUAUCUGCCAUGUUACUCAGCUCUCGAACGUCAUUCCUCAAAGUUGUAUUCUUUUUUUCUAUAACCAUAGUUUUUGUUUUGCCUUCUUAGAUUUAGCCAAAAGUGCUUUUUUUGUCUUUGAUGCCAGGCACCUAUUUAUUAUUAUUCUACUUGUUUUUGUUUGUUAGUUUUUUUUUUUGUUAGGUUUUUUUUUUGCUUUAGCCUGUGGUUUUACUAAGAGGUAACUGCUAGUUAAAAAUCACAUAGAGACGCACUGCUUCACUGUCCCGAACACACUAAACUCUCCAAGCGUUUACCGAACCGUUUACCAGAUUAAAAAAAAACUAGAGUAUAAUUCUUUAUUUUUCUCCUCCCCGUAUAAAUGUGUAUAUACAGAGAGAUAUAUAAAUCUUUACGCUGAUGUACAGAGUAGGGAUGUUUUAUGUGCGUGUGCGUGCGUGUGUGUGUAUGUUCAGAUUAAGACUGUCACUGUCCUGGAUGUAUAGAAGAAAUCCACCUAUCCAGAUACGUAUUGCUAAAAUCUCCAGGAAGUAACCAGCAAACACAUGACACCGUAAUGUCUGAUCAGUCCGCUACAAACAAUUAGCUUCACUCUAUUUCCUCGAGAUCAUGCCAAACGGCCGAGUCCUCGGAAGAAAAAAACUAAUCGCAUUGCCAUAAGAAGCCACAGUUUGCCACCCAACGUGUACGGUUGCCAUUACAUCGUCCUCAACGCGGCUGGAGGGAGCAGCCGCCGCUGCCGCCGCCUGAAAGCCAUUUUGCGUGCGUGCGCGCGCACAAACGCAGACAUUGACAGGUCCAAAAACCAAGUAUAAUGGCAAUAACUCUGCACGAGCCUGACAAACGCGGUCGAACUGUAGGUAGCAGAUCCUGUUGUGUUCUCGGUGAAGCCUCCCGUCGUCGUGGUGCCGUGACGGUUUGGUCUUGUGACGUUUGCAGAGACCCCCCCCCCCCCCCCCUUCCCUCUCCGUCGCUUCUGUGGAUGGACCGCAUGGCGUUACAGCCGUCACCUUUAAUGUCGGUAUCUGAUUCGUCUCCGUCGUGUGUGUGUGUGUGUGUGUGUGUGUAUAGCAGUUGAUCUUUUCUUCUGUUUUUCUACGGCGUGGUGUCCUCUGUGUGUGUGUGUAGUUCUGUCCACACGGUGUCAGUUCGCCCCUCUUCCAUCGGUGUGUGUGAGUGGUCUUAUCUGUGUGUCUGCGUGUCUUCGUCGUCGUCGUCGUCGUUAUACCCGAGGCCAAACUCUUCGGACUUCGUUUACAGUUUCGUCUAACUCUUAGACUCUUUCCACAACUCUUGGCAAAGAACAAGCCACUAACAAGCAACGUGCAGCUGUCCGCACCUUCCAGUGACACCUUGUAAAGUUGUCUUUUGAGCAUCGUGGACCCGGCAGUGGAAACCCGUAAACCUGUUCGUCUGCGUGUCGUCAUUGCCCUUGUGUGAUGUUAACGGUAACCCCAAGAUUUACUUUCUUCAUUACAGGUCCGGAUAAAUAGAGCUGUUUACAUCGUAGUGCUGUAGGUCAAAUCUUUAUUCAUUCUGUGAACUUUGCACUUUAAAAACUGGAUUACCUAGUGACAAAGGCAGCUUUUACAUGGAGAAAAUGCCUUACGAUGUGUCAUACCCGACUUUGCAUGCUAGUGAUGUUGCUGUGUUGUAGAAUAAAUCCAUCUCUAACCAUGAAGGCUC